Molecule: messenger RNA, 1800 nt
Organism: Desarmillaria tabescens
Lineage: Eukaryota; Fungi; Basidiomycota; Agaricomycetes; Agaricales; Physalacriaceae
Product: metalloprotease
Exons: 11
Coding region: 1-1800 (599 amino acids)
Molecular function (GO): zinc ion binding; metalloendopeptidase activity
Source: RefSeq, a predicted model, not a curated record
AUGCGCGCAUUCCAAAGACAGCUAUUCUCCUCUGUCGUCCUUGCGCUCCUCUUCGCCAAGGUCUCAUAUGCUGCACCUUGGCCAACCUCCUCCAAACACUCUACCCACCAACAGAGGACCAUCGGACGCGACUUGACGAUCGAUACGUACCAUCCCGCAUCGACCUUCAAGACUUAUGGAGAAGGGAAAUCCAUCUCGUCUUUCACUGGCGGGGACCUGGAGACAUCCGCCGUCUCUUUCAUUGCUUCAGAGCUCGGCGUCGAUGCCUCCACUAUCUCCUUCAACUCUGGUCACUCUGCUGAGAACGAUGUGAGCUACGCCUACGCAAAGCAGUACCAUGACGGCGUUCUAUUUGCUAAUGCCGUCGCAAAUGUUGCUUUCAAGAACGGAAAUGCUGUUUCCUUCGGCUCGUCAUUCGUCGACACAUCAAACAUCGCCGCCCCCCAGCCAUCCAUACAGCUAGAUUCAAUCAUCAGCAAAGUCGAGGACGCACUCGCCGCCACCUACAGCGGCAUCAACUCCCUCGAAUACCUCGCCCUCUCAGACGGAUCCGUAGCCCUCACCCACGUAGUCCAAGUCCUCAACGCCGACGCCAACACCGGCUACGAAGCCUUCGUCGAUGCCCACUCCGGCGACAUCAUCGCACUCACCGACUUCUCUUCCCAGGCUACGUACACCGUCGUACCAAUAACUGAAGCAUCCGUCGCAGAAGGCGAAGAAACUCUCAUCAACCCCGAGAACCCCUCUUCUUCUCCUCAAGGCUGGGUACAAAACGGAGAAACCGCAGGCAACAACGUCAUCUCCUACAAGGGAGUACUCCUCACCACAACUCAGCAAUCCUCGGCCAACGUAUUCAACUACCCCUACAACACAGCCAUCGACCCUCUCCUAGGCGGAAACGUCGACGCCGCUCGCACCAACGCCUUCUACAUCAUCAACAGAGCCCACGACUUCCUCUACCAAUACGGGUUCACCGAGGCCGCCUACAACUUCCAGCAAGACAACUUUGGUAACGGCGGACAAGGCGGAGACCGUGUACAGAUGUCCGUCCAAGAUGCUGCCGGGGUAAACGAUGCCAACUUCCUGACUCUCCCCGAUGGUCAGCCUGGCACUUGCCGCAUGUUUAUUUGGGACCUUACAAUUCCCAAUCGCGAUGGUUCCCUAGAAAACGACAUUCUCGUCCACGAGAUGACCCAUGGGGUUACUAAUCGCCUGACUGGAGGUGGAACGGCUAGGUGUCUACAGACGCUCGAAUCCGCUGGAUUAGGCGAAGGAUGGUCGGAUGCGAUGGCAGAGUAUGACAAUUCCAUUCUCUUCUUCUCACCAUGGACCGAACAAACGAGCGGCACUAUUUCCGACUACAUUCUUGGAGCCUGGGUAUCAAACCGCCCUAAUGGCGUCCGGCACUACCCCUACUCCACAGAUCCCAAUACGAACCCUCUCCGAUAUUCCGACCUCGCCCGGCUAUUCGAAGUUCAUUUUAUCGGCGAGGUGUGGGCUAACAUGCUACACAACGUAUAUGCUGCCCUGGUCCAAGCCCACGGAUGGUCCUCGACAGCCAUGGAUGAUGCUACGGGGAAUGAAGGAAAUAUAGUUUACCUCCACCUCUUCGUCGACGCGUUAUCGCUCCAACCAUGCAACCCUACCUUCGUGCAAGCCAGAGAUGCAUGGAUCCAGGCUGAUGUGAACCGUUACAACGGAGCCAAUGCUUGCAUUCUCUGGAAUGCUUUCGCGAGUCGUGGUUUGGGAGUGUCUGCGGCAAACUACGUGGACGAUACUACCGUUCCCGCUGGGUGCUAA